Molecule: messenger RNA, 2370 nt
Organism: Notothenia coriiceps (black rockcod)
Lineage: Eukaryota; Metazoa; Chordata; Actinopteri; Perciformes; Nototheniidae
Gene: herpud2
Product: HERPUD family member 2
Exons: 9
Coding region: 284-1432 (382 amino acids)
Biological process (GO): endoplasmic reticulum unfolded protein response
Molecular function (GO): protein binding
Source: RefSeq, a predicted model, not a curated record
UGUCGACAACACCCUGAACUGACCGAAGAAGAUGAGGACAGCCCCCAGCAGCUUCAGGGCUGAGUAACAGGAGGGCUCUUCGGUCACUGGGGGUAAUGAGGUCUCAGCUGUGUACCGUUUGAACACAAUUACAGAAAACAACUUGGCAGAUUAGCAACAUCAAGCUUUACAAUAACCUUAAAGCACAUGACGAUGUCAGAUACCACAUACUAAGAAGUACACUAUUGGGAGGACUGUAUCCAGAUCCUUUUUGUUUUAAAUUGGAGACAAAUGGUUUUGAGUCAUGGAUCAAGGUGUUGUCGACAGUCCUGUUAUCCUUGUCAUCAAAGCACCCAACCAGAAGUAUGUUGACCAGACCAUCAACUGUUACCAGAACUGGACUGUGGAGAAACUCAAGGCACACCUGUCAGAUGUUUACCCGAGCAAACCGAGCUCCAAAGACCAGAGGUUGGUGUAUUCUGGAAAGCUGCUUUUGGAUCACUUUACCUUAAAAGAUGUGCUCAGAAAGCAGGAUGAGUAUCAUAUGCUCCAUCUGGUGUGCGCAUCACGAACUCCUCCCAGCUCUCCGAAGCCCCUCCGUAGCCGCGGUAACAAGCCUCAGGAGAGCCCGGCCGGUCCCACGCCCCUUCAAAACUCUGCCAGUCCUCCCAUUGGUCAGCAGAGCCAGUCGUCUACAGGAGAGAGUAGCGAUGGACUCACACAGAGAGCUGGACCCUUCCCCUACCACCAGAUGUAUCCUCAAUUUAUGCACAGCUGGAAUCAAUACUCCCCUGAGUCCACCCCCCCCACCAACAUGCCUGCUUAUUACAACCCCAUGACACUAAUGUGGUGGCAGCAGCUGUACGCCCGACAAUACUACAUGCACUAUCAGUACCUGGCGGCCUCCUCUCAACACCUCAGACCCGAUCAGCCCUCGCCCAACUCCAACCAGCCCGACCCUCUGAGCCAGCGUCCUCAGGCAGAUCGCCGUGGCAACCCAGAAGUCCAGAUGAACGCUCAGGGAGGAGAGAUCCUGAACGAGGAGGAGCUCAACAGGGAUUGGCUGGACUGGGUGUACACAUUUUCACGUGCUGCCAUCCUGCUCAGUAUAGUCUACUUCUACUCUUCCUUCAGCCGCUUCGUCAUGGUGAUGAUGGCCAUGCUGGUGCUCUACCUGCAUCAGGCCGGCUGGUUUCCCUUCAACCUGGAGAAUGAACUCCAGCUUCCUGGAGCCAAUCAGGACGAUCUGGAGGGAGAGCAACAGAACCAAGACUUUCAGGAGAUGGAAGGAGUGUUGGACGAUGGGUCAGACGAUGAUGGGGAAAGUGGAGAGGAAGCAGCAGAAGAUCCGAACAGCGCCCCACACACGGGUUUCCUGUCCUCCACCUGGUCCUUCAUCAUCACCUUCUUCAUGUCUCUCAUCCCAGAGGGGCCGCCAAACGCUGCUAACUGAACCACGAGCCGCCACAGUUCUCCACCAGGACACAUUGUUUCUUCACAGGAGGACGAGUCUCCCUCCUGCUUAGGGAAACUGUUUCUGUUGCAGUAAAGUGUUAGUUUCCCCAAUAGUGAUCUUUACCACAUAUAAAACUGAGCCAAAAGACAAAUGACUGAUUUAACCUGGAAUAAGAAAAGUCACUUCAUAUGUUUUUUUCACUUUCAAAAAGAUACAAACUUGGUUUAACUGCUAUACAAGGAUUGCUAAUGACGCCUUGUGAACAUAGUCAAAAUAAUUAAUAGUGUCCGCCAAUGCUUUGUUUCAGAUUUUAUUAUUUUUUUUAAAUGACAGCAGGCACAUUUAAAGUAUAUAUAUAUAUAUAUAUAUAGCAUUGCAGCAUUAGGCCUCAAACCUGAAUCUGUCUUUAUUUCUUUUUUAAGAAGCUGCAAUAUUUGUUGGAUUAGUUUUGUUUGUAAUUAUUUUUUGUAACAGUGUUUUAUCUAAAUAAGAGAUGUUAUUUUAAAAAGGGGGCCACUAAGCCUUCAGUGAUUAACCCCCGAGUCAUGUAGCGCCUGUAAUCAUUUAUAUGAGGAAUCCUAGAAUGAGAGUUCAUAAAAUUGUCUUUACACAUCGUUUACUGUGUUGAAAUGUAUCUCAGAGUGAUAACUGCCGAUGUGUGAUUUUUACUAAAGUGAAACAUGAACCACUAAUUCUCUGACAGCCUGAGUAAAGUAGAAGAAUGGAUAUUCCACUAUUAAUGGAAAAUACAACAGGACGGGGUUUGUUGGGUUUAAAGUCAUGUGGCACCGAGCGAACAUAGAAACUUUAAAAUGUCCUACUGCCCCGAUUCAGAGUUCCUGUAGGACAAAGCUCUCACCUUAAGUGUGUGAAAUGGCUGCUGCUGUUAACAUGUUGUGAACUAAUCAUGUUUAAUAAACCUUCAUUCAUGGUAA